UUCGGGGGUCGGCCGAAGAUGGCGGCCUCCAAAGGGGGUUGGUGCUUGUGCGAGUUGUUGAGGUUGUUUUAUUCAUUAUUCUUCCCUGGGCUAAUUGUAUGUGGAGCUUUAUGUAUAUGUUUGGUUAUUGUCCUUUGGGGACUCAGAUUACUGCUACAGAGAAAGAAAAAGUCAGUGUCAGCCAGCAAAAAUGGGAAAAAUCCAACAGUGAUUGCAUUUUUUCAUCCAUACUGCAAUGCUGGUGGAGGAGGGGAAAGAGUUCUAUGGUGUGCCUUGAGAACCCUGCAGAAAAAGUAUCCUAAAGCAGUAAAUGUUGUUUAUACUGGUGAUGUUAAUGUCAGUGGUCAACAGAUACUAGAAGGUGCUUUCAGAAGAUUUAACAUCAGGUUAACUUGCCCAGUGCAAUUUGUUUUCUUAAAGAAACGCUACCUUGUGGAAGAGUCACAGUAUCCUCACUUCACACUGCUUGGCCAAAGUCUAGGAUCCAUUUUUCUUGGCUGGGAAGCUCUGAUGCAGUGUGUUCCUGAUGUUUACAUUGAUUCAAUGGGCUAUGCCUUCACACUCCCUCUGUUUAAGUAUAUAGGGGGUUGCCGAGUUGGAAGCUAUGUUCAUUAUCCCACUAUCAGCACUGACAUGCUCUCUGUAGUGAAGAAUCAAAAUGUUGGAUUUAAUAAUGCAACCUUCAUUACCAAGAAUCCUUUUCUCAGCAAAGUAAAGCUGAUCUACUACUAUUUGUUUGCUUUUAUUUAUGGACUUGUUGGUUCUUGCAGUGAUGUAGUCAUGGUCAAUUCUUCUUGGACACUAAACCAUAUUCUCUCACUGUGGAAGGUUGGGAAUUGCACUAAUAUUGUUUAUCCGCCUUGCGAUGUGCAGACAUUUCUGGAUAUUCCCUUACAUGAGAAAAAAAUGACCCCAGGACAUAUAUUGGUUUCCAUUGGCCAAUUCAGGCCUGAAAAAAAUCACCCUUUGCAAAUCAAAGCUUUUGCAAAAUUGCUGGAUAAGAAAGUAGCUGAGUCACCUUCUUCACUUAAACUUGUCCUCAUUGGAGGUUGUCGUAACAAAGAUGAUGAACUUAGAGUAAACCAACUGAGAAGACUGUCUGAGGAUUUAGGAGUUCAAGAACAUGUGGAAUUUAAAAUAAACAUUCCAUUUGAUGAGUUAAAGAAUUAUUUGUCUGGAGCAACAAUUGGUCUGCAUACUAUGUGGAAUGAGCAUUUUGGAAUUGGAGUUGUGGAGUGUAUGGCAGCUGGCACAAUUAUACUCGCACACAAUUCAGGGGGCCCAAAGCUUGACAUUGUCGUCCCUCAUGAAGGAGAUAUAACUGGAUUUCUGGCUGAGAGUGAAGAAGGCUAUGCUGAAACCAUGGCUCAUAUUCUUUCCCUGUCUGCUGAAAGGAGACUCCAAAUCAGAAAAAAUGCUCGUGAAUCCAUAAGGAGAUUUUCUGAUCAGGAGUUUGAAGUGACAUUCCUAUCAUCUGUGGAGAAGCUAUUUAAAUAGUGCCACGUCUGUAUAAAUUAAAGAUAUUUUAUAUAAAAUGGUUGGACUAGGGAUGUAGCUCAGUGAUAGAGCAUAGUAUAUACAAGACUUUGGUUUCAGUCUCUAGCACCAAAAAAUAACAAAUACCUUCAUAAGUAAAUAUUUUUCUAAACUCACUCCCUGUUGUAAUAAAGUCAGCCUGAGCAGUGUUCUCAGCAAUGUA
Marmota flaviventris (yellow-bellied marmot) is the source of this 1699-nucleotide messenger RNA. RefSeq names its product ALG11 alpha-1,2-mannosyltransferase (gene Alg11). Gene Ontology annotation, cellular component: endoplasmic reticulum membrane. The record is from RefSeq and is a predicted model, not a curated record. Gene Ontology annotation, biological process: dolichol-linked oligosaccharide biosynthetic process; protein N-linked glycosylation. Lineage: Eukaryota; Metazoa; Chordata; Mammalia; Rodentia; Sciuridae. Gene Ontology annotation, molecular function: GDP-Man:Man(3)GlcNAc(2)-PP-Dol alpha-1,2-mannosyltransferase activity.